AUGGCUUUAAGUAAGAAACCUGUUAUGGCUGCGCUAUUGCUACUAUUUUUAUUGAUAUCAACAUCCUCCAUUUCUGCACAAUCUAUAGGUGUAAAUUAUGGAACAGUUGCUGAUAAUUUACCACCUGCAACUGAUGUAAUAACAUUGUACACCACCAAUGGCAUAGGGAAAAUGAGGAUUUUUGAUCCAAAUCAAGCAACCCUCCAAGCCCUAAAAGGAUCCAACAUAGAGGUCAUUGUUGGAGUUGUUAACAAUGACCUUCAAGGUCUUGCCGCUAGUCCUGCAACUGCAAAUACUUGGGUGCAGACAAACAUAAUUCCCUACCCUGAUGUCAAAAUUAGUUACAUUGCUGCUGGGAAUGAAAUAAAGCCGAGUGAUCCAUUAGCCCAAUAUGUUGGACCAGCCAUACAGAACUUAAACAAUGCAAUUACAGCUUCUAAUUUACAAAUUAAAGUUUCAACAGUAAUAGACAUGUCAUUGUUGGGCAAUUCUUUCCCUCCAUCUGCAGGCUCAUUUAGUGAUAGUGCAAGUUCAUACAUAAAUGCAAUUGUUAGCAUCCUAGUAAGCACUAAUGCACCACUUCUUGCCAAUGUGUACCCAUAUUUUGCCUACACAAGUGACCCAACAAACAUUAAGCUUGAAUAUGCCUUAUUUACUUCACCAGGGGUUGUGGUACAAGAUGGUAACUUAGGGUAUCAAAAUCUCUUUGAUGCAAUUCUGGAUUCUCUCUACUCUGCUCUUGAGAAGAUUGGUGGAGCCAAUUUGACUGUCAUUGUAACGGAGAGUGGUUGGCCAUCAGAUGGAGACAGUGGUGUAGCAGCAACAGUUGAUAAUGCUGGCACUUAUUACAAGAAUUUGAUUAGUCAUGUGAAGAAUGGGACUCCAAAGAAGCCUGGACCAUUAGAAACUUACUUGUUUGCUAUGUUUGAUGAAGACCAAAAGGGUCCAGCAGAAACUGAGAAACAUUUUGGUCUAUUCUCACCCACCAAGGAACCCAAGUACCAACUAACUUUCACUUAA
This is a messenger RNA of Quercus robur (English oak), 1020 nucleotides long. Its product is annotated as glucan endo-1,3-beta-glucosidase-like. Gene Ontology annotation, cellular component: plasma membrane. Gene Ontology annotation, biological process: carbohydrate metabolic process. The record is from RefSeq and is a predicted model, not a curated record. Gene Ontology annotation, molecular function: hydrolase activity, hydrolyzing O-glycosyl compounds. Lineage: Eukaryota; Viridiplantae; Streptophyta; Magnoliopsida; Fagales; Fagaceae. The transcript has 3 exons. Bases 1 to 1020 code for a protein of 339 amino acids.